UAUGUCAAGUUUCCGGGAACUGAAGCCUGCCAUCGAAGCCCAGCAUCCGAGCGCCUUGUACAUGUGGGACGUGUCUAUGGAUGCUUAUUGAACAUUUUCAUUUCUUCUCAUUGCAUGAUAUCACCAGCAACUAUGGGGAAGAAAAGCAAAAGUGAAAAAAAGGUGAAGGGAGCAGAGAAGACCGCUGCCAAAAUGGAGAAAAAGGUUUCCAAGCGGUCCAAACGUGAAGAGGAAGAUUUGGAGGCUCUGAUUGCUGAAUUUCAGAGUCUGGAUGCCAAGAAGACCCAGGUAGUUGAGACUGCAUGUCCCCCUCCAUCAGCAAGAUUAAGUGCAUCCCUUACUGCUCAUCCAGAGAAAGAGGAGCUCAUCCUAUUUGGUGGUGAAUUUUUUAAUGGGAAGAAGACAUACCUGUACAAUGAUCUGUUUUUCUAUAACAUUAAAAAGAAUAGCUGGCUCAAGUCAGAGAUCCCCAACCCUCCUCCCCCGCGCUGCUCUCACCAGGCGGUGGCAGUCUCUCAAGGUGGAGGCCAGCUGUGGGUGUUUGGAGGAGAGUUUGCAUCGCCAAACGGGGAACAAUUCUACCACUACAGGGACCUUUGGGUGUUGCACCUUGCUACCAAUACCUGGGAGAAUAUCAAAGCACCUGGUGGUCCAUCGGGUCGCAGUGGCCACCGGAUGGCCCUCAGCAGGAGACAGCUACUGGUCUUUGGAGGUUUCCAUGAGAGCACCAGAGAUUUUAUCUACUACAAUGACAUCUACUCAUUCUCCAUGGACGCUUUCUCUUGGUCACGCCUCUCUGUGUCAGGCAUUGCCCCCUCGCCACGCUCCGCCUGUCAGAUGACCCCUACUCCUGAUGGCUCCGGUAUCAUCAUCUAUGGCGGAUACUCUAAACUGAGACUGAAAAAGGACAUUGAGAAGGGUACAAUUCAUUCCGACAUGUUUCUCCUCAAGCAAGAGGGUAAAUCUGGCCAAGAGAAGUGGACAUGGUCCAGAUUGAGCCCGACAGGAAAUAAGCCGCCUCCACGUUCUGGCUUCUGCAUGGCAGUAGGUCCGGCGGGCCGCGCUGUGUUGUUCGGCGGGGUUUACGAUGAGGAGGAGGAGGAGACGCUGGAGGGGGACUUCUACAAUGACCUCUACUUGUUUGAUACAAUCAAGAACCGCUGGUAUCCUAGUCAACUCAGGGGUAACAAAACAGACAAGAAGAAACGUCGGAGAGGGAAGAAGGAUGAAGCUGGGGAGGAGGUGACAGAUGAGAAAGAAGAAAGCGCUUCCACGGGGCCAACUGAGGUCAUCAAGGAGAUUGUUACAGAAGACGGCACAGUGAUGACAAUCAAGGAAGUAAUCCCUGGAGCUCAGGAAGCAGAGGAGACAAAUGAGGGUGAUGAGGAAGAAGAGGAUGCAUCAGCCCUCGUGGAGCCCUGCCCACGCUCCAGUGCCAUGGCAACGGUGCGGCAGGGAAAGCUCUUCCUUUACGGCGGGAUGUUUGAGGUGGGCAGCCGCCAGUUCACUUUGAACGACUUCUACUGUCUGGACCUCCACAAGAUGGACCAGUGGGAGGUUUUGGUUGAGAUGGAUCCAAAGACCCAAGAAUGGCUGGAAGAAUCUGAAUCAGAGGACAGUGAUGAGGAGGAAGAGGCGGAAGGAGGAGCAGAGGGAGGGGAAGAGGAAGAAAAGGAGUCUGAUAAGGAAGACGAAGAUGAGCAUCCAGCUGCAAAGGCCGGGGAGACGCUGACUGAAUACCAGGCCCGCACUGAGCAGUACUGGAUGGGACUGGCUCACGCCAACAUGGGAGCAGAUGCUAAGGACAAAAAAGUUGCCAAAGUCGCCUUAGCCAUGGCCAAAGUCUUCUUUGAAGAGAACACGGAGGAUGCUUGAGCAACUUUGACCUUACUUUAUAUAUUAUAUUGUGUAUGUUUUCAUGCAGGAUAUAUCAAUGAACUUGUAUAAAUCUUCAAAUACUGUAGUAAUAUUUACUUUGAACACAAGGAAGAAAGUGCCUUGAAUCUCAAGCCAUUUUGUGUGGACUUUGCUGCUUCUGGGAACAAACUUGUCACGGUGAACAAUGUGUUCACAUUUCAUUUACACUGACAUCAGAAAUGAAGGACAUCUCAAAAUAUGUACUAGCCGACUUCUUAUCAGUCCAACGAUUCAAACUUUAACCCGCAUUAUUCAUGAUGGUCAGCAGAGGGCGACUGGUGCCUGCAGUCACAAGAAAAGCCUUACUAAUUGUGUUUUUGUCACAGUGAAAUGUGUAUGUACAGUAAAGAAAAGUAUUUGAACAUCAUAGUGGGGUCUGAAAUUUUCAUCGUAGCUGCAUGUCCACUGUGAGAGAUAAUCUAAAAAGAAAAAUCCAGAAAUCACAAUUAUGA
Molecule: messenger RNA, 2369 nt
Organism: Syngnathoides biaculeatus (alligator pipefish)
Lineage: Eukaryota; Metazoa; Chordata; Actinopteri; Syngnathiformes; Syngnathidae
Gene: klhdc4
Product: kelch domain containing 4
Exons: 13
Coding region: 115-1875 (586 amino acids)
Molecular function (GO): protein binding
Source: RefSeq, a predicted model, not a curated record